This is a messenger RNA of Cynara cardunculus var. scolymus (artichoke), 2175 nucleotides long. RefSeq lists its product as uncharacterized. The transcript is spliced from 2 exons. Lineage: Eukaryota; Viridiplantae; Streptophyta; Magnoliopsida; Asterales; Asteraceae. The record is from RefSeq and is a predicted model, not a curated record. The coding region runs from base 1 to 2175 and encodes 724 amino acids.
AUGCAGACGUUGACCCAACGGGAUAAGUAUAAAGCAAUUUCAUUGAUAAGAGACGAUCCUGAAAAGGUGAACACGUUUUGGGAUUUCCAAGAAGCGGAUAGGGAAGUUGCAGGUUUGAUUACGCUUGCAGAUAACAGAAAGUUAGUCGAGGUCGUACCAGAUGACAUUAAGAAUAUGUGGAACGAAUGGGGACCGCGUGGACUGAUUUUGAUCAGCCUUGCUUCACAGAUCAUCUUAAGUCAACUAGGCCUCGUUCGGAAACACAGUCCAAGAACUCGAAUCCGAAUGGCUCUCUGGUGUGCCUACUUAUUGGCAAACUUCAUCGCAUCAGCAGCUCUUGGUGUUAUUACUCGAAGCGCCUUAGACGUGUGCAACGCCUCUCUUCCCAAUUCACAAGAUCACAAACCAAACACAAAUGAGCUCAUCUCUUUUUGGGCACCGUUUCUCCUAAUUCACCUUGGUGGUCCAGAUACGAUUACGGCCUUCGCAUUGGAAGAUAAUGAACUUUGGUUAAGACACUUUGUCGAGCUACUGUUUCAAUCAGGAGUAGCUCUCUAUAUCCUCUUGUUGUCCUGGCCAGGUUGUUCUGAUCUUCCGCUACUAAGCAUAUUGGUUUAUGUAGUCGGUUUCAUCAAGUGUUUCGAACGUGUUCAAGCUCUACGGUUAGCAAACACUGAGAAUCUCCGAGACUCGAUGCUUGGUCCUGCUGACCCAGGUCCCAAUUAUCCCAAAUUCCUCGAGAGGAUCCACUUGAAAAAGUCUCAGGGGUUCCAUGUGAACGUUGAGGAGGUCCCCGAGCCCCCUCUUCAAGCAAACGAUCAUCAAUAUCCUCGAGGGCGUGGGGAGGUAUCUGCAGCCUACAUUCUAUUCCAAACAUUCAAACGGCUUUUUGUCGACCUCAUCCUCACGUUUGAAGAUCGAGAUAAUAGCCAAUCCUACUUCCUCCAUCUUCAACCAGAUGAAGCGUUCCAUGCGGUUGAGAUUGAACUCGGAUUUGCAUAUGACAUGCUUUACACCAAGGCUACCGUGGUGUAUACAUUUAGUGGGCUCGUGCUUCGCUUUAUUAGCGUCUUUCUCGUUCUUAUGCUACCAGUCAGCUUCUUCUUUAUGUGUGGUAGGGCCAAAUACCAAGUCAUCGACGUUGUCAUUACUUACCUGUUGAUCGGUACAUUGAUUUUCAUGGAAAUUUUUGCAUUUAUUACCAUGCUCCGCUCUGAUUGGACCGAUUAUUGGUUAAGCCAACACGACCACACUCGAACCAUCCUCGUAUUCCCAUUCUUGAAGCGACCAACCAAACAAUGGUGGUCCAGGUCCAUUGCACAGUUAGACCUACUAAGUGUAGCCCUCGAGGAGAAGCCUGCUAGUUUCUUGCAAACCCAGAAAUUCUUUGGGGUAGAUAAGGUUCGAGUAAAGCACCGUUACAAGACAUAUAGCAAAGUUUCGGACAAACUACAAGAUUUAAUUUACAGUCAGUUUCGUGACUCCAUAGAUGGCAACUCCGAUCCCAAAACAUUAUGUACUCAUAAAGGAAGUUUUUCUCUCCGAAAGAACGAGUGUGACGCCCUUUUAUGGAGCAUCAGUAAGGUGGAAUUCGAUCAGAGCAUUCUCAUAUGGAACAUCGCUACGGCUCUUUGCUAUUACUCAGAGAUGGAAGAUACUGAUGAAGUCGAAAUUGAUAUCCACCGUGCGGAAAGCAAACACAUAUCCGACUAUCUGUUGUAUCUUCUCGUAUCACACCCUGUUAUGUUGCCAAUAGGCAUUGGCAUGAUCAGGUAUCGUGACACAUGUGCUGAAGCCAUGCGUUUCUUCAAAGAAAAAGGUCCGAUCACUGGAAAAACCGAGGCGAGUAGAAAGUUGCUUGAAGUUGAUUGUUCUCAAGUGUCACCUAGUAAAGUGAAGGGGGAUCGAUGCAAAUCUGCACUUUUUGAGGGUUGCAUACUCGCGUCAACUUUGAAAAAGAUGGAAAGGGAACGGAUGUGGAAAGUCGUGAGUCAAGUAUGGAUCGAGAUUCUAGCUUACGCAGCUACUCAUUGCCGAGGAUUUCACCAUGAGCAGCAGCUUCGAAAAGGGGGGGAAUUCUUGACUCAUGUAUGGCUUCUGAUGGCACAUUUGGGCAUCACAGAGCAGUUUCAGGUAUCUCAAGGCCAUGCUAGAGCUAGGAUCAUUGUUUCAUAA